Messenger RNA from Fusarium keratoplasticum, 2181 nucleotides. RefSeq lists its product as uncharacterized. NCBI's taxonomy places the organism in Eukaryota, Fungi, Ascomycota, Sordariomycetes, Hypocreales, Nectriaceae. Bases 1 to 2181 code for a protein of 726 amino acids. The record is from RefSeq and is a predicted model, not a curated record. The transcript has a single exon.
AUGCAGUUGACGUGGGACCUGGGAAUGGACCAUGUCCGGUCCUGGGUCCUCAGCGGCGAUUAUGAGCUGGACGACUCUUUCGACCGCCCCUUUGCCUGGAGUUCUACCAUCGUCACUGGCCUCUCCGAGGCUGCCAUUGUGCCUCAGCCUGAUGAUGCAAGUGCUCGUUCAGACGCGGGAGACACUGAGACCUCUCUCGCCUCAGAGUUGACUCCAGCUUCCAGUGCCCAGGCUUCGUCUCCCUCUCUCUUUAAACUCGCCCCAGCCUUGAAGGAGCAGCAAUUCCUCUCUGUGGCGGACCAUGUCGACGACCCUCUGAUCCCGAAGCAGAAGGACAUCCGCCGCAUCUUCAACAAUGGCCGUCAGACUUGGCAACACUUUCUCAGCCAGGCCCUGGCCCUACCAAGAGGCUUCUUCCCCCCCGGCCUAGACCCGUCCAUCAUGCUCCAGGAUAUGCCGCCGCUCCCCAACACGGUCCCGUCAAAGGGCGUCCUGGCCGGAGCCCCCACCUGGCUCGUCCCGGAGCCCGAGCCCUGUCAACCGCCGCCCGCCCAACCGUCCGCUCGGGACCGCCCACCACACCUCGACCUCAACAAGGUUACCGGCACCACAAAGUAUUUCCGCCUUUCCUACCCCGAACCCAUCGACUGCCUCAUCUCUUCGGAUCCGAGCGCCUCCCACUAUGGCAAUCCCUCUGGCAGCGCAGACGCGUCCAACGCCCCGCAAGGCCUUGCCAUCUUGACCAUGUGCUGGUCCUACAUCUUCUCCACCCGGCUACUGCAACUCCAGAAGAGAAGGGCCCACUUCACUGACUCCUGCCUCCGCCCAAUCCCGAUCAACGCGGUUGGUGACCUCGCGCAGAGCGAGAUCCUGGUCCAGCUCCCCAGCGAGGCCUCCUUGCGUCUAGUCCACUGGCUCUCUGCCAUUCUGGCGCCAAAGCCGGGCUGGGCUCCUGAUGACGAAGAAGGUGCAUGCUCACCUUGGGAUGCGCGAUGCACGGGAGAUGUGCGGUUCGUCAUUGCUACCGAAGAGCAGGUCACGAUUGACUCUGAUGCUGAGCCUCCGAGCCCAUCGGAGGCUACCGAGCUGCUUAUUGAGUUUUGCAAUUUGUUCGGCAUCGGCCAUGAACCCUGCCGAUCAAGAGAUCCUAGCCCCCUGUCGCCCAUCAAAGCUGCCUUCCUUGCAACCCUCGCGAUUCCCUUCUAUCGCAUGGCGAAGCUGCAGCCACAUCUUCCUAGACCGUCUCUGAAGCUGCGCAAGACGACGGGGCUAGAUGAGGGCCAGAAGACGGACAUCCGGCGGUAUGCUGGGGAAGCCCACUACUACAUGACGCUGAGCAUGCACCCUUACGCUCUGGGCCCAGUCCUCUGGAGCAUCUUUUGGCAGCCCGACAUCCAAUGCAACCUCGUCAGCCCGUGGCUGGCUGCCAUCUCCAGCGUCAUCCGCCCCGCCUUCAACUACUGCGACUUUGAGAUGCUGGUAAAGAUCUUUGCGCUCCGCCGACCCCGCGUCGCGCUUUGGUGGCACGGCCUCUUCCUGCUUGGCAACCCCAAGAUCCUUGACUUUAUCCACAACUACCUCACCACCCUCGACGAGGGCUGCUUCUACGACACCCUGUCUCGCCCCGACAUCGUCACCGCCGCUUGGACAGGGGCUCCCCAGUCAUAUCAGGAUGACCUCUCCUCCACCGCCUACCAUCAUCUCAACGAUGCCGUUCCCCGCGCUGCUCUCUUGCAGCACCGCCACACGCUGACCCUCCGCGACCCAUGGCCUCUCUUCUACGGAUGGCGGCCGUUUGGAUCCGUUCCCAAGGAUACUAUCGAGCCGGAUCUCUACCCUUGGCUGGAGCAUGGCCAUAACCGUGAGUAUAACCACUGGACCUGGUGGUCCAAGGAUGAUGCUUCCGUUGAGCCAUCUGUGCAUGCCGGCUACCGCAAGGAGACUGGGCGCUUCGACCCGACCGUCCCCGACAACCUCGAACUUCUUCCCGCCCACGACUCCUCGGCCCCUCUUCCUCCUGCUACCGUCCUGCCCAUUGCCUUUGAGCCCUCGCGACGAGCCACUCUGCAGAUGAUUAACCACUCGCUUGGCAACAUUGUUGGUGAGCGCAGCGUCAGCACUGCUGUAAUUCCUGAUCUGAAGCAGUCUCACCCCUGGCUCAAGGACUGGACGCCUGUCUAA